GUUUUUAACCCUCGAUGCUCGUUUUACGCUCGACCCUCAACUCCUUGCGGUGACAGCAGAGUAGGCAAUGGCGGAUUACGGCGACGGCAACAAGCUCCGGCGAUCGACGGCGACAGACAGGUUCUUUCGUCCAGGAAUGUUGAGCUGUUUUUAGGGUACUACGUUAGCUGCAUAAAAAAGAUUGACAAAAUUGAAAAUUUUCAUGAUAGUGAAGUAGGUUAUGUAAACAACCAGCGAGAGGCAUCUGAGAAGUUUAUUCUGGAACUUCUACCUGCUGAAAGAAGCUUGCAAAGUCAAAGCUUGGAAGCAGAUCUGGUACUCUGUGCAGUGGGUUCUAAGCCAUUACUGCCUUUGGUUGGUCCCAACAAUAGUGCCUGUUUCCUCCAAAUGCUGGUGAGCAAGCAGAAAUUGAUGAUACCCUGAGAGUGAAGGGUCAUCCACGUAUAUUUGCCGUUGGUGAUUCUGCUGGCUUCAGGGACUCCUGCGGGAGACGUGUUCCAGCUACUGGCCACUCAGGAUGGUUAACAAGGGAGUUGAAGUGUUUGAGGAGUCAAUGGGACAGAAUAAAAGUGAACCAUUUCUGCCAUGGAUGAGGAAUCCAGUGGAUGUUGAUUCUUAUGAAGAAUGCACUCUCGAAGUUGUUCCUUACUUAGAUCCCAGGUUGGUGAAGGCUUUACAAAAAAUGGGAAUCAAUUCACUCUUUCCGAUUCAAGUGGCAGUCUGGCAAGGGACGAUUGGACCAGGUGGCUGGGAACGUGACUUAUGCAUAAACUCACCAACAGGAAGUGGCAAGACCUUGGCUUAUGCUUUACCAAUUGUCCAAAUGCUCUCUACUCGUAAAUUGAAACGCUUGCGGGCUUUAGUUGUGCUGCCUACUCGUGAUCUUGCACUGCAGGUCAUGGAUGUCUUUUCUGCUAUUGCACCUGCAGUUGGGCUACAAGUAGGCAUUGCUGUUGGGCAGUCUUCAAUGGCUGAAGAGGUUUCAUCUCUGGUACAGAAGCCCAAGUUCCCUAUGGAAUUCUCUUGUGAUCCACCAGAUCUCUGCUCGUCACUAACAAGUUCUGUAGACAUACUUGUAGCCACACCAGGGCGAUUGAUGGACCAUUUAAAUACCACCAAAGGUUUUACACUAGAGCAUCUUUGCUAUCUAGUUUACAGCAGGAAGAAGAAGGAUGUGAUGGAAGAUGUUGAUGUUACCAAUCCCAAUCUUCCCAAUCUUGUGACCACCCCGGAUGAUCCAAGUCCAAUGAAUGAAGAACUUCCCAUAGCUCUGCGCAAGGGCACCAGAUUGCUGAGGGAUGCAUAUCAAUCUUGGUUACCGACUGUUCUUCAGCUCACUCAAAUGAAUGAACAACAAAUGCUCAAAUAUGAAGGGUCACCAACUUUUGGGCCAUUGAGAACCUUGAGAAGAUUGGGCCCUGGGAGAGGGUUGUGGAAUAAAAGAUAUCCAAGAGUCAUGAAGAUGUCCCUUUCUGCUACAUUGACACGAGACCCUAGCAAGCUUUCUCAACUUAAUCUAUAUCAUCCUUUAUUCUUGACAACUGGUGCAUCUGGUACACGGUAUCAACUCCCUAGCCAGCUAGAAUCUUACAAACUGAUUUGUGAUUUAAAGAUGAAACCCCUUUAUUUGUUUAUGCUUCUUCAAAAGUUAAGUGGAGAGAAGAGCAUUAUCUUUACGUCAUCCGUACGAUCGACCCACAGACUUUGUACAUUAUUGAAUUGCUUUGGUGAAUUACCUUCUAAAAUUAGUGAAUAUUCUCGUCUUCAGCAUCAAUCUGUGCGAAGCAUAACACUUGAUGCCUUUCGGGCAGGCAACAUACAGGUCAUUGUUGCUUCAGAUGCCAUGACUCGUGGUAUGGAUAUUGAAGGGGUCUACAAUGUCAUUAAUUAUGACAUGCCUUCAUAUAUCAAGACAUAUGUUCAUCGGGCUGGUCGCACUGCUCGUGCAGGUCGACCUGGGCGUUGCUUCACAUUACUGAGGAAGGAUGAGGUCAAGCGCUUCAAGAAGAUGUUACAAAAGGCUGGUAUCAGUAAGUGUAGCGUAUAUCCACUUGCAUCAGAUUCGGUUGAACGCCUUAUGCCUGUUUAUUCAUCUGCAUUAGAAAAAUUGAAAGAGUUAGCAGAUUCAGAAGAAAACAAGCCAGCUUCACGGCGUCCAGCCAAAACGAGGGCCACAGUCAAAGUGGGAAAGUAGCUGCCUACUUUCAGUAGCUCGGCUUUCUCAUCGUUUCAGUUUGAGCGUCAACCCUGCCAUUUCAGUAUUGGAGAGGCGCUCCUAUAAACAGGCUCACAGCAGAGAUGAACGGGCACAGAACGAUCACGUUUUCUAUUCAAUGCCCAAUUAAUAUUUUAUACAUUUUUAAUUCCGUAUGAGCUAAUUCAUGUCGUAAUUUGCAAAGGUUAUGUAUUCAAGUAACUUCCAGCCAUUCAUAA
This is a messenger RNA of Nymphaea colorata (pocket water lily), 2433 nucleotides long. RefSeq names its product DEAD-box ATP-dependent RNA helicase 1-like. Gene Ontology annotation, molecular function: ATP binding; nucleic acid binding. The transcript is spliced from 12 exons. The record is from RefSeq and is a predicted model, not a curated record. Gene Ontology annotation, cellular component: nucleus. Lineage: Eukaryota; Viridiplantae; Streptophyta; Magnoliopsida; Nymphaeales; Nymphaeaceae. Bases 518 to 2194 code for a protein of 558 amino acids.